Molecule: messenger RNA, 1134 nt
Organism: Daldinia childiae
Lineage: Eukaryota; Fungi; Ascomycota; Sordariomycetes; Xylariales; Hypoxylaceae
Exons: 1
Coding region: 1-1134 (377 amino acids)
Source: RefSeq, a predicted model, not a curated record
AUGCCGACGUAUCUGUGCCACGGAUUUCGCUGGCAUCGCCCAAGCAUACGAUAUUUUGUCGUUAUUCAGAACGUUGACGACGUCGCAUCGGAAUGGAUUAUAGCGCGGCAAAGUCCCGUCGCCCUCCUUAACCAAUUCUAUGAGCUAUUCGACUUUCUACCUCCUUGUCCCCGUCUGGCGCAAAAUCUGAGCCCCUCGCCCCAUCACGUUCGCAAUGACUUCCCAGCAAUAAACGGGCACGCCUAUUCACGAACGCGUUCCUACAACGGUCAAGGAUGUAAGGAUGAGGCUACCCAUUUUGAAAAUAGCGAGAACAGAAAUGGCAGCCGACAGAGCAAACUGUCUAAUCGCAACAAAACCUCAGAGCAACUACCGACGACCAAGCAACGCGACAAGUUAACUCUAUUUCCAGCGUCGGAACUACCAGAUCCCAACGACGACGAUAUACCGUUCAAUGAUUGGUCUAUAGUGAAAUUUUUGGAAGAAUUUGAUCCGUCAGAUUUGACCACCGUAAGCGGACAAUGGGCAUAUGUGGCAGAUUAUGUGGUACGGAUAGAUACAUCGAUUUCGGUUGCAGAAGAAAUAAGUCGAUAUGAGACACGGAUGAAGACAGAACCUUACAAGCCUAUGAGCGGCAUGAGUGAAGAAAUCUGCAAUAAAAUAAAUACAUUCGGCAACAAGAAAGCAGGUUGGUUUGAGAAACUUCGCGAUCAACUGCAAAGAAAAGAGAGUAUCCGGUGGUAUGUCGUGGUCUGUGGUGAUGAAGAGCGUAUCGGUAUCGACUUAACUGAGAACCAAGAAGCGAAAGACGAAAGGGUUAAAGUCAAUGGUAGCAAGAACCAAUCAUCUCAAGGAUUAAUCGAGGAUGGAUUUGAAUUCCGUUUCCCAGAAUUGUUAGUACCACGCCAGGUCACAGAGCAGGGGCCGAGACGUCGAAGAGUUGAGAAAAGCAUCACCAAACAGAGUCAGACACCUUUGCCGAAUAAUGAGCAGCCAGCUACCCCCCUUCCUCCUGGCUCACUGCAAGUAACUCGUAAAAUAUCGAUAGACAAUGCUAUCAAGCACACGGGUUCCAGGUUCGGCGGCGGAUUUAGAAGGCUAUUCCUAAGGCGAAAAGCUGAUGGUUUAAGCUAA